Molecule: messenger RNA, 3816 nt
Organism: Rhagoletis zephyria (snowberry fruit fly)
Lineage: Eukaryota; Metazoa; Arthropoda; Insecta; Diptera; Tephritidae
Product: protein PTHB1-like
Biological process (GO): cilium assembly
Cellular component (GO): BBSome; membrane
Source: RefSeq, a predicted model, not a curated record
UUUUGGUGAUGCAGUCUAAUGUACAUAUGCAGAGUCACUUAAUCUGAACUCGAACUUUUUUUGGGUGCCGGUGUAAUCUCUGCUACAAUUUCCCAGCACAGAACUUUUAGAAUCGCAUCAAUCUCCACAGUCUACAUUUUUCUUAAACUCCUCGGCCUUAAAUUCUUUACCAGCUUAUGUGACUUUGAACUAAGUAAUUAGAUAAACAAAAAUUCAGAUAUGUGAAGUUGCAACAUCCUUCUUGCUUUCAUUUCUUCUUUGAAAUAGCCAAAUUUCAACUAACUACCCCACUAAGUAAAUACCUUAAAACCGCCCCGUGUGAGCUCCAACAGCUGACGUCAAUUCGUCAUAGCAACGCUCCUCCGGCGACCUAAACAAAUCAACAGCGGCGACACUCUUCGCCAUUUAACAAGCAAAUAGUUGAAAUUUUCACUUGAACUACUUCCUCGUUCGAGCGGCUGUGUCAGUUCACAAAGUUAGUGCAUUAUGCAUUAAGCGUUCGCGCGUCAUGUCACUCUUCAACGUUUGCAACUGGUGGCACACACAGUGCUCCGAUCUGGAGGAGAACUAUGAUGUAGCCAGUUUACUGUGCGCUCGCUUCGGACUUGACGAUAAUGAAAAGGACUAUGUGGUUGUGGGUUCGCAUAGCGGUAACUUGAGCAUUUUCUAUCCACGCUUGGAUCAAAAUCGACGCCAUGAAGAUGGUGGGGCUUUUAGACCGACCGACUUGCUGUUGGAGGUGAAUCUUAAAGCGCCGAUACUGGGCAUAUAUGCGGGGCGGUUUAGUGGUGGACAAUUGGCUGAUGAAAAGCACAAUCAACUUGCCGUUUUACAUCCGCGUUCGGUGUCCAUUUAUAAGCUCCAGGCCAUUGGUGGCGUCGCUGAGCAUGGCGCCCAGCUACGUCUGGUUUCUUUGGCCGAUUAUAAGCUGAAACGUGGUGCGUUGGCGUUGACGAAGGGUGCUUUUGGGCGUGUCAAGGGACGUGAGUUCUUCUGUAUUACGCAUUUGGAUGGCACGCUGACGUUCCAUGAGCAGGAUGGUAUUUUGUACGAAUGUCAAUUGCCGGGUAAUCGUGCAUUACCUGUGCCAGUUGUCUAUUGUGAACGGACGGAUAGCUUUUUUCGCUUUACAGCCGGUUGGAAUUUGGAGUGUUUUACCUAUCAGGACCUUUCGCACUCUUCCUUAAAUCGUUCGGAAUUCCAGCCCUCUUGGUCGAUUUGCAUCGGUGAAGGUAUUGUCGACAUAUGUGUGGUGCAGACGAAGUCAAAUUCAGCCUCAAUUAUGAUACUGGGCGAGCGCAACUUUAUUAGGCUAACCGAUGAUGGAUUGGUAGAUUUCAUUCUGAAAUUGGAUUAUACGCCAAGAUGCUUUCAUUCCUUCGUUAUCGGCUACUAUUGGGAACCGGGCGCACGCUUAAUCACCGCCAUUGCCUCCGAAAGUGGCAAACUCUUCAUUUACGAGGCUGCUAACAUUAUUUGGGCCGCUCAGUAUAAAGACGAUGCACCGGUAGCCAUUCAGCGCUCCAAUUUGCAUGGCUUAGCCGGCGGUAUUGUUGCACUCGGCGACACAGGUCAACUACGUAUAGGCUAUCUUGGCUCCGAGCCCUUUGUUUUUAAAGUACCCUCGGUGGGCAUGGAGGAUCUCAGUUUCAUUCAAGCGCACAAGGAGUUGCAACAGUUGGAAGAAGAAAUUAAGGCCGCAAUCGAUGUCACCGAUCUGGAAGAUAUCGAUAAACGUGCAGCAGAGGAUGUGCGCAUACAAUUUACUAUCAAAGCUGAGACUAGUGAUGAUGCCGAUGUGCUGCUAUUGGAUGUACCCGCACAUGUGGCCGUGAAAGAAUUACCCUCCUGCACGGGCAUAUUGAAGUUGAGAUGUAAGCAGGAGUUGGCUGAGUUACAAGUGGUUUUCAACUUGGCCGAAGGCUUACGCUGUAGUCAAGAUACGCUCGCCUAUGUGGAUAUGAGAGCAGGGCAGGUCGAGACGUUGGAGUUGGACUUUUAUGUGGAUGAUCUGCUGCAUUUGCAUACGGCACGCGUCGAUGUUAUUGUUUCCUUUAUCAGCAAUAAAGGUAUACCGCGCGUCUUGCAACAAUCCGCAUACUUACCGCUAAGCAUGUUCUUCAAACAAAAGCAUCCACAAAAGUCGGCUGAGAUCAAACUUAUAAAUAUUAUGUCGAAAACGCUAACACCCAAGCUAUCUACGUUCUUUCCCGAAUUUGUAGCGAUGGAAAGUGAAUCGCAAGCGCUGGGACUCCUACUACUUUGCCCGGGCGAUGAGAAACGUGAAGAGGUUGUGACUAUUGUGCUGGCAAAGAACUCCAAUCGUCUGCGAAUACAAUCAGAUACAUUAGAGACACUUCCAAUGAUAUUAGAACGUAUAACGAAAGUGGCUUUGGAGCAUGCGCAAGAGUCGCAUACUUCAAAGGAUAAACGUGUGAAAAAUGUGAUAAAUCCCAGAGUGAAAACGAUUAUGGCCAAUCCAGCGCUACCAAUCCACUCCAUUUUGCAUAAGAUCGAUCUGCAUCGCGAGACACAAGAGAAUAUACACAAGCAAAUGUUGGAAUUGGAUUUGUUAUUGCAACAAUUUAAAACAUUACAGCGCAGAUUACAGGAUCACUCUGAGGAUGAGUCCAAGGAAACAUUGGUCAUGCAGAUUGAGGAAAAUUAUGAUCAACUCAUAGCUGAGGGUGAUAAAUUAAUGGAAAUACGCAAACAGGAAAAAGCGCAACGUUGUGGCCUUAAUUGCGCAAUUUCCGUAGCCACUUCACUUAUCGGCGCGCUACGCAUGGAGGAGAAGCUAGUGAAUGUUAUUUGCGCAGUGCUUUGCACACCGAUUGAGGAUUGGACAGAACUGAGUUGGGAGGAAUCAAUGUCGCCGGGCAUUGAUAUGCUCUACCAUUACGGUCCCUUAAAUCGCGUGAAGAACAAUGAAGGCAUAAAUGCGAUUGAAACAAAUGUGACGCACGCAAAUUUUGACUACAGUCGAUUUAGACGUCAUAUGCUCUCCAUAUUCGAACGCAUACAACGGGUGGCGGCUACAACAGAGCUAACAGCUGAAGAAUUAACUGCAGCCAAGGCGGAUGAACCAAAACUUGAGAAAGAAAGAGAAGUUGAUAUAAGUGGACUUAGUGAACUGCUUGAAGUAAUGCCCAGCGAACAGCGAUCCAACUUUGCCAAAUCACGUUUGGUCAGACGUAGCACAUUGGAGGCGGUGGAAGACGACGAUGAGGAAGAGUGUGAUGAAGAUGAUUUGCGCAAAGUUGGCUAUAGAAAAGAGUAUGGCAGUCAACAGAAUAAGACGGGCGAGAAUUCUGAAUGGGUGAAUGAAAAUUACGAGUUACCCACGUCGGAAGAGCUAUUCAGUGAUUUGGGUAUUUGGUGGUAGAGGUUGAAGUUGAGUUGGUUACCAAUUUUCACAGAAUGCAAAAAUAUAUACAUUUGUAUAUAUAUUUAUUGGUUUUGUCUUAAAAACUAUCUAAAUAAAAUUUUAUGCAAUUCGGACCACGGCAACCUGUGCCGACUUGGUUUGUUAAUUUACUCAUUUUACUUCUUUAUAACGCGGUAUUACUAUACUACUUACAGUAUUAGGGCUUAAUAGUCAGGAUUUUUUCCAAAGGACCAUUAAAUUAUAUUAUUCAUAUUUCUAAAAGCAUACACAAAAUAUGGAAAUAUUUAUGGGUAUGAAUUAAAAGAAAAAUUCAAAACAAGAUUAAUGUGUUUUCAAUAUCCUUUUGGAACAUGUCUCAAAUGUCCUUUAAAAAUACUAUCCUUCAAGAUACAUAUUUAUUUUUGAAUGCAUUUUGGAGAAUCUUGGUU